UAUCAGUAUAAACUUACCUCAAAGGUCAGCUGAUAUUAACAAAGAAAGGAUGGGGACAGAGGCUGGAAAUAAGAACCUCAGUGGUCUGCCCAUGUAUCAUUUGCGGAGAAUAGGUCCUCCAGCCAGUAAACAGGGCGUGGUCAAUGUCAUGGACUUUUACAGAGUGACAUACAUGAUAGGUAGAAGUGAAGUCCAGGUUGACUUCUACAUUGAUUCUAGCAACCACAUUCAAAGUGCAAGCAUAUCACGUUGUCAUGCACGUGUUGUUCGACAGAAUGGGAAUCAACACAGAUUGUACGAUGACAGCCUGAAUGGUGUCUUUGUAAAUAACAUGAAAAUUGCAGGUAGCUGUGUACUUCGGGAAGGAGACAAAGUGACAUUUGGUCAUCCCUGUGGUGCCAAGCUUCCAGCAGGAAGAAGAUCCCGACAGCCAGAUUCACACCAUCAGUUUAUGUUUGAAACAUGUGGUUGUGAACAAAUAGAACAGAAUGGGAGUGCUGCCACGGGUAAUAAGGAAACAAAAGGAUUUAAGAAGCCAGUAUCUCCAGCCGAGAUGAGUGGCAGUAAUUCAACUAGGAAAUCCAAGAGAGCUGCUAGGAAAACUACACAGUGCUUCUCUACAGAUGAUGUAAGAAAGCUGAAGCAAGCUUGGGAAGAAAAACAGAGUAGCAGUGCCUCUGAUACCUCAGAUGUUGACGAUAUAGCUACGGAGGCUAGUAGCGGACAAACAGAAAUUGUAGCAGAAAAAACUGUCCCAGUAAAUGUUACUGAUGCUGGGGAGUCAAAUGUUCAAAGAAAUGAUGAACCUGGAAAUAUUGAUACUGAGGAAAGAAAACUUGAAAGAACUGACACUGAUGGUCUGUUGGCAGAUGAAAGAAAAGGCACUAAGAAACAGGCUUUUGGAGAGAAACCGAACAGCUGUGUAAUGGAUACUUCAUAUGUUGAUGAUACUGGUUAUGAAGCUGGUAGCGAACAAACAGAAAAUGAAGCAGACAAAAGUGAUGCUGGAGAAUCAGCUGUACUAAGAAAUGACCAUACAGACAAUGCAGCUGUCAGCCGUGAAGAUGAACAAGGGUUUGGCUUUGAUGAUGAAGAGACAUUUAGGAAGACUGUAAUUGGUGAAUCAGAUGCAGAUUCAGUGGUUGAUAUGGUUAAUGAUGCAGAUGAACAGGACAGAGUAUUGGAAACUGAAACAAAUAACGUUGAGAGUUCAGUUGCAUGUGGUUAUAUAGUACAUGCUGAUAAUGUCAGCACAGCAGCUGAAAAAGAUGAUUUAUCAGCUCUUGAAGGAACAGUGAAUUCAAUUAUUAAAGAUCUAUGUGAUUUGCGGGGACAGGUAGAGAAUUCUGUUGAAAAAUCAGAACAUCAGUUCCCUGUAAUAAAAACAAAGUCGCCAACCAAAGAUGCUUGUAUCCAGACAACUCAGAGUGAUAAAACAGUAAGUGAACAACUUGUAAAUCCUUCACCUACCAAAGAUAUGGGAAUUCAGACUAGUCAGGUCUUGUUUUGUGAACCCAUGGACACAGAAGAAAAGGUUAUAGCCUCUGGUAUUGAUAACUCAGCAGGUAUUAGUCAUGUAACUGUUUCAUACCCUUUAAACAGUGUUGCAAAUGCUGUGAUAGGAAGAUUGUCAGAGAUGGAAAAUGACAGUAGUAGUAACCACGGCCUUCAGCGUGAAUCAUCAGAAAUUUUGGAAGAUAAUCUUGCAAUAAACAAUGAAGUUAAUGUAGAAUCUUGCAGCAAAGAAAAUGUUGAUGAAACUUUCUACACAUGUAUUGAAUCAGCCAAUGAAGAUUCUGACCAAAAAGAUGCAGUAGAUGGUGAAAAAACUAUUAAUAGUGUUGAUGAAACUUCCAAUGCAUGUGUUGAAUCAGCUGAUGAAGAUUCUGACCAAACAGAUGAAGAAGAUGGAGAAAAAGCUGUUGAAAAUGAUGAAGAAACUUUUAAUACAUGCAUUGAAUCAGCCAGUGAAGAAUCAGACCAAAAAGAUGCUGAAGAUGGAAGAAAAAGUAUUGAAAAUGUUAAUGAAACUAAAAAUACAUGUAUUGAAUUAGCCUCAGAAACUACUGAAAAGCGGAUGACAUUCACUGUAGAUACUAAUGAAGACUCUGACAUAGAAAGUCUUGAUUUGUGCAGUGAGGAUAAUUGUACAGUCACAGAAAAUGCUACGGUCGUGAAAUUAUCAAAUGAGAUGGAAGCUGUCUCUGAUGUGAAAGAAAGUUCAGAUGGGAGUGAGAGUGACGAGAACAUUGAAUGUGUAUUCAUCCAAUCAAAAGAGCCAAAAUGCAUUGGUAAUAAUGAAAAAGAGAGUGUAGAAGUGGGUGAUGUCUGUAAUGAAACAAAUGUACAAAAACCAGGUUUAAUGUUGUCAGACUCCAUUGAGUAUGAAGAAGAUGAAGAAAAUGAAAUGCCUGGCUUACUUCUGUCUAAUUCUAUAGAAUACAGUGAUGACGACAGUGAUCGGAACAUUAGUGAUUCUGAGGACGAUGAAAAUGAUGGGGAUGAAAAUAAAAGUAGUACUGGAGAUGAAGAUGAAAAAAAUGAAUACAUUGAUAAUGAUGUUUUAAAUUCAGAUAUGAAGUCAAUUAAGGGAGAUAAAAAAUCAGAGUCAGAAUAUGAAACAUGUGAAGAAGUAGUAGAUACUAUUUUCAAUGAGAAUGUAAAACAAGUUAUAACUUUGGAUUACAAUACAAGUGAAAAUUUAGAAGGAAGAACAACAGUUGAAAAGUCUUUGAAUGAAAUGGAAGUUUGUGUUGGUCAAGAAAAUUGUUUGAUAGACACUGAAGUUCAUAACAAAGUUACUACAAAUCAUUCUGAAAUUAUUGAUAGAAAAAGAAAGAGUGUAGAAGAAUUAACUUCAGAUAUGUCCUGUGAUAGUCCAAGAAAAAGACACUGCAGUGAGAACAUGAAUGUUCUUAAUGAAGACAAAGAUGAUGUAAAACACGAGGAAAGUGCUGUCAUAAAUAGUAACAUGUCUGAGGAGGAGGAGGAUGAGAGUUUGUCCUCCAGUCAAAAAGGAUUGCAGAAACUGAAGAAAGGAGUAAAACGAUUUUUCAAAUUUUGGUCAAAGAAAUCUUACAAUAUGAAUAAGAAUGAAUCUAGUGAUGGAGGAUACAUCUAUCUACAAGACAAAGUAGGAGAUUACAAGUUACUUGAAUUUGAUUGCCCUGAUAAGCUUUCUGUUGUUAGUAAAAGUAAAGAUGUUGAAGAUACUAAAAUUGAACAAGUAAAUGUUGAAGGCAGUGAAUGUCAGAGUGAAAUAGAUAGCAAAGAUGUUGGAUAUAGUGCAAGAAGUGACACAGAUUCUCUUCAUAAUGUUGGUAAAAAUAGAUCUGAUGAAGAAAUAGGUUCAAAUGGUUUAGCUGAUAAUGUAGCUGAAGGUAUGGAAGAGGUCAGUGAUCUUAAUAUGGAAACAGCAAAAAUUGAGGAAAGUGCUGCAAGCAAACACACAGGAGAGAUGAGUUGUAAAGAAAUGGUUGUAGAGACUGAAAGUGCUUCUGAAGAAACAGAAGCUGAGAGUGAGGAUUCAGUAGCAGAAGAAAACUCUGACAUCCAAACUAAUAAAGAUUUAGUUGAAACAAGUAUGUGUCAAACAGAUAGUGAGAUAGAUUCCAAUGAAAUGAUUAAGUCAAGUAUUCUUGCAUCUGCAUUUAGAACACCAUCAAAACACUUGUCUAAUACAAGGAAGGGUCAGACUUCGCCAGCUGUUUCACCUGUUUUAAAAGAACUAAGUAAUCAAGAUUUUAUAAGCCAGUCACAGUCACCGGUUAUUGCCAGGCAAGGAGUCACUAAUAGUAACAAAGCAUCUGUUGAAAAUAUCAAAAGUAGUGUUAUACAACUCUUUGGAAAAGAAACUAAUAAAGAAGUUGUUAGUCAGUUGAGCUGUAGGUUCUCUGAUGAUGAUGAUGGUGAUGAUUUUGGUUCUCCAGAAAUAGACUUUAGUCAUCUAGAUGAUGAAAGUGGAGAUGAAAUUGUUGAAGACAGUGAGGAUGAUUCUAACCAAGAUGUUAUUAGCAAGUAUGAACUUAACACAAAUUGUGAUAGUAGUAAAGGUGAAGUGGAAUCUGAAAAUGAGAUUGAUACAGAAAGUAAUGAAAGGACCGAUAUGGAAAAUGAAAAUGGGGAGGAUAUUGAUAAAGAAGAUAAUUCAGAGUUUAAAGGAAACUAUACUGAGAAUAUUGUAGAUAAGGAUGCGAGGAGCUCAGAUACAUUAAAUGUAAAAACAAAUGAUACUGUUGAUGAUUGCACUAGUGAUCCUCUCGAAAGUUAUAUUAAUCAUGAAACAGAGGAUGAUGGUGACAAUGAAAGUAUUGAUGAUGAAAGUAAUGAAAAAGGAAGUAUAUUGGAUGAUAUUGACUUUGACUUCUGUGAUACUGAAUCUGAGAAAGAGAAUGUUGAGUUGCCUGCCAGUGGUAUAAAUGAAGAAAUCGUUCUUGAUGUAGAUGAUGAUGACAUAGAAGAAGGAUCAGAUACAAAGCAGGCAUUGAAGAGAAAAUAUGAUUCAGAUUCUGAUUCUGAAGAUAGGUCUCCAAAGAAACAUCAGAGUCUGACAAAAAUAGCUAAAUUAGAAGAUACAUCUACUCCGAAGAAAGAAAGCAAUUCUACAUUUACACCAUUCAAAACUCCAACUGCUAUGCUUAAAGCUAAACAGUUGAGAACACCAGGUUCCUGUCGGCCAUCUCCAGAUCAUUGCUCCAGCACUCAGCUAAUGGACAAUACCCAGACACCGGAUUUAGACACACUAACAAUGACACAGGUUACAAAAGUCACAGAACAGCUAGAGGUGAAGGCUGGUGAUAGUUCAAGAUCGAAAGCCUCUAGAAACAAAGCCAAAGACCUGCUGGAGAAACUGAAAGCAAAAAGGCGUAUAAAGGAGGAGGCUUUAGAUGAUUUCCCAUCAUCAAGUCCAACAGCAGAUUCAAGUCAAAGUACAGAGAUAGAAAUAUAUAGCCGGACAGGAAAUAGCCUAAGAACAGAAAGAACACAGGCCCAGGCAGUUUUAGAAGAUGUCAACAAACAUGUUAACAGUUGCCGUGAUGUCAUCAACAAAAUGAAAUCCACGUUUGAUAGCUGUAAAUCACUACAAGGAAAUCCUCGAGUAGUAGCGUGGAGACGAGAACUGUUGGACAUAGAAAAGAGACUGCAGUUUCCAAAGACCGUGAUUGCUGUAGUUGGGGACACUGGGGCUGGCAAGUCAAGCCUGAUGAACGCAAUACUGGACCAUAGAAGUGUUCUACCUACCUCUGGUAUCAGGGCUUGUACUGCCGUAGUUGUUGAAGUGGUGAAUAAUAUAGCCAGUUCAAACUUCGAAGCAGAUAUAGAAUUCUUACAAAGACAGGAAUGGAUGGAAGAGCUACAGAUCCUACUUAAGGACCUUACAGGGCUCGAUGGUACCGUAAAGAACCGGCCACCAGAUCCGACAUCAGAUGCUUUUGUAUCGUACUGUAAGGUGAGGGCUGUGUAUGGACGCAUAGACAGGUUUGAGGUCCUGGCGAGGCUUACCACUGUGACUCACUGGCUGGGCAGGGUAAAGGUCAUCAAAUCUAGCAAGCCUGGUGAUUUUCGCCGUCAAGUAGAGAAGUACAUUGAGACACAGGAACCUGGAGCUGGUGGUCAGUACUGGCCCAUCGUGAAACACGUACGACUGAGGAUGCCAAACUGUAAUGUGUGUAGUAGUGGAGCUUCUCUCGUUGAUUUACCAGGAGUCCGGGAUUCUAAUGCAGCCAGAGACAAAAUUGCUAAAGAGUAUUUGAAGAACUGUACAGCUGUGUGGGUCGUGUCCAGUAUUCAUCGUGCCAUUGAUGAUAAGACGGCUAAAGAUUUGUUAGGGGAGAAUUUUAGACGUCAGCUUCUCAUGGACGGACAGUAUGGCAGCAUUGCCUUUAUCUGUACCAAAACUGAUGUUCUAAUGCCAUCUGAGAUAAUCAGACCACUAGAAUUAGAAGACCAGACAAAAGAACAUGAAGAUCAAAUUACAGAAAUGGAAUCGGAGAAAAAUGAACUAGAACUCAGAAUAAGCAGUGGUACAAAAGAGAUGAGAAAGUUGACAAAGAGCAUAGCCAGCCUGAAAACAGAGGCCAAGGAACUUCGUGACAACCUUACCGAGCUUGGGAAUCUCAUUGACUCCACAGAUCUGGACAACAGUCAGUCAGAAGAGAAAGAAGCUAUAGAAGAAUAUGAAAAGGAACUGAAGGAGAAAGUGGAGGAGUUAAAUGAAGCAGAAAACCGAAAGGAUGAGUUACAUGAUGAGAAAGUGGAGGCUACACAAAAGACUCUAGAAUUAGAGAAGAAGUUAAAUGUUCAUCGUAAAGCUAUAGCUGCCAUUUGUGCUCGGGCAAGAAAUGAGUACUCCAAGACACAGAUCAAGCGAGAUUUCAAAGCUGGAUUGAAGGAGAUGAAGAGAAGAGCAGGAAUGUUAAAUGAUGAUGAUGAUGAGGAAGAAGAUAUUUACAGUGAUGAGGAUGAUGAUGAUGUUGGCAGCAGUGCUGAAAACCUGAAAGUUUUCUGUUGUAGCUCGACAGAAUAUCAGAAGAUGAAGAACUUACUAACAGAUGAUGGCCCUCCGCAGGUAUUUAAUUCUCUAGAAGAUACUCAGAUUCCAGCAUUGAGACAGUAUGUCCAUGAGAUGACGAGUGUCCGGCGCAGGCAGUGGCUAGAGAGAUUGAUAAGAAAUGUUGGAAGAUUUGUAUUUGAUCUACAGAUGUACGUUUCUGAAGGUGGUGAUAUGAAAUCAAGGGACAGAGGUUUUGCCAAGUCAGCGAUUGAUUCAGAACUCCAGAAGUUUGAUACUGCUCUUGCUCCAGUCUUACAGCAACUUACAGCGGACAUUGAUGGUGUGUUUGAUGGCAGUGUCAGACAGAAAAUGGAAGAAGGGGCCAACAAUGCUGCCAAUGAAGCCAGCAGUACCUGUACAAAAUGGGGUGCUCCGGUUAAUCAUGAUCCUGCAAAGGACAAGAGAUCUGGUGGUCUUCACUGGGCGACGUACAGAGCCACUGUAAGAAGACAAGGUGUUUACACCUCUGGUUCAUACGGUUCUGUAGAUUUCAAUGAAGAUUUAGCGGAACCGAUGUAUCGCAGUAUGACCAUUGUGUGGGACAGAGCAUUCAGUGGAAUGUUGUGGAAAAUAUUGGACAAAUUGAAACUGGAAAUCCUGUCCAAGUUGAAGUCAUUUAUAUCUGAGCUCACACCUAGACUGGAAGACCUAGGUAUCCAGGCAAUUAAAACUAUGAGAGUUAGCACUACUCUGUUGAGCAGUGCUUCUAACAAGUUAUCAGAAAUGGUGGCUCAUUUGAAAGAUAUCAUAACGGACAAGCAGCGUGACAUCUCUCGAAUAAUUACUCCACAUGUACAGUCAAGCCUUCUCUCAGAAUAUAACACGAGUGCAGCUGAGAGUGGACCAGGCACGUACAUGAGGAUUAAAGCCUGCAUGUCCAGUGGCAUAGACGCGAAACGUUACACCAUAUUUGAUGAAGCAACACAACAAUUGAUGCAUUAUCUGAUGGAGUUACAGAAUGAAGUUGUCCAGUAUGUACACCAGGUGUGCCAGACCCUCAUCCAGGACCUAAGGACAGCAUUCGAACCUCUCUGGGAGGCCCCAUCAAACACUUCAGUUAUAAGAUCAGCCUUCCGGCAACCAAUCACAGAAGCUUGUACAAGGAUGCACGAUAUAUAUGAUGAGGCUGGAUUAUCACACACAGAGGAGAGAGCCCUGAUACCAUUGGUUUCUGGCACUCCAGUCGGUAUUGGUGCAGCUACAGUCGCAGUCUGCCCUGGUAAGACUGUCAGCAGUGAUGCCAGUGGUUGGCAGACCUUUGAAAAUACCUUUCAGAGGAAACAGGAUACAGUUUACGGUACAAUGAAACAGUGUGGCCAAGUCGGGGUACGAGUGAAGACUGAGAGGUUAAGUCAAAGCUGUCUAUCAGAAACCACAGAAACUGUUUCCAGAGUUCAAACUCUGCACAUUAAACAAGAAAAAACAGAUAAAACUUUUGAUGAAGUUGAACGGAAACCAUCGGCUGUUGACCAGUCUCUGUUGAACUUUGGUUGUCAGACAUUGCAAGAUCUUCAGUGUGGGAAGUUGGAGGUUUCUCCUGUGGAAGUAACAGUCCAGACUACUCCAGUGUCUGUACCCGCUGCACCAAGACCUAACGUCAUUCUUGCGCCUACAGGUCAGCAGAAUGCCAUAAGAUAUAAUCACCCUGGAAGAAUUGUUGUCCCUGUGAACAGCAGGCAGUCUAGUGUAGGAAAUGUUCAGUAUAUAACCCAGCCGAGUCCAGUAGGACAUUCAACUAAAACAUUAGGCAGCUUACCACAGUAUGUUGUGCAAACUUUACCUGAUGGUCGUAAUGUCAUUCAGCCCCAUCAAAUGAAAAGUCUUAUCACAGGACAAAAAACUCUUAUCCCAAAUGCAAAAGGACCUGUUACAAGUACUUUUGUACCUAGUGCGAGUGCUGGUGCACCAAGUUCAGACCUUUUGCUUAAUAUAGCAAAACAAGCCAGCGGAAGCACAUCGUCACAAACACAAAACCUGCAUGCUAUAAAUCCUGUCGGAAGAGUUCAGGCAGCUCCAGUCACUAAUUCUCAAAGAAAGCCGUCGCAUACACCAACACUGAACAUGGUUUUUGGAAAGGAAAAUGUAAGUUUAAAUUCAUCAGCUAGAAACAGUAGUGGAUUGCUGAGUGCUAGUCAGCCAUGUGUGAACAAUUCUAGUCACAGUAAAGGCAAGAAAAAGCAUGGACGUGCCAAUCUUUCUCUCUCCCAGAAAAAUGCCCCUGUUGAGAAGUCUGCCCCAGCCCUUGUAAUCAAGACCGAGCCAGUUGAUAAAGGCGUGUAUGGACGUGUGAAGUAUUUGGGAUCGAUAGACCUAACAGAUGACUGAAUGGGAUAUCUGGCGAAGAAUGAAUCUUUCACCUAACAACAGUUGAACUUCAGGAGUAUUUUCUGCAGUAGAUGAUGGAUUUAAGAGACUGACUGAAUAUCAUAUUUAAGGGAGAAGCUGGGAAGUGCAAUUAACAAUAAUUUGUGAGGAGUAACAGUGCAUCUAUCUUGCACAAAAAGACAUGUUUUAUAUUACUCCAUAGCUGUACUCAAAUUGUGUUUCAUUAUACCCCGUAGCUGCAUUCCCAUUACCGGUAUGUUUCAUUACACCCCAUCUCUAGUCAUAGACAUAGCUAAUCCCCAACAUGUUUCAUUAUACCAUAUAGCUCUAGCUAUACCCUCGCCAUAUUUCAUCAAAGCUCUAGCUAUACCCCACCAUAUUUCAUUAUACCCCCAUAGCUCUAGCUAUACCCCCACCAACUGCUUUAUUAACAUUUUCAACAAGUUAAUUUUACCCACUAGAAAUCUGAUUUAUCACUGGUUUGUUGUAGUUUAGUUAUAAAAUAGUAGCUUUUUUGUAAGUUCUAGCUUUGUUGUUUACAGGAGUAUUAAUAUAAUUGAUAUUUUAUAGAGAAUGUGCUUUUCUUGGUAUAGUUAUAUUUAGUCUUAUUGUUUUGUUUCAUAGCUGUAUAGCCUGUUUUAAAGAGUUUUUAAUGAUCAAGGUGUCUACUGAAAGGAGGUCAAACUGUUUGCAAAAAGACUUGAAACUGCACAUGUACAUUGUAGUAGAACAGGCAUUACAUUUUCCUAUUUAGACUUUAACAUAACAGUUCAUCGUCAAGUGAACAAGGUACAGCGAGAUUGGAUACGUUUUUUCUUUGAAUGAUAAUAUUAUGUAUGGCAAAACAUGUUUAUGCAGUCAUUUUGUUCAAGUAAUUAAUUUCAUUUUGCUUCUGUUUGAAAGCUUUUAUACAAUAUUUCUUUCUUUAAAAUAUUAUUCUUUAUCUUAUUUAACAUUUAAUAAAUUUGAUCAUAUCUG
Messenger RNA from Mercenaria mercenaria, 9856 nucleotides. RefSeq lists its product as uncharacterized. The record is from RefSeq and is a predicted model, not a curated record. The transcript has 27 exons. Gene Ontology annotation, molecular function: protein binding. Lineage: Eukaryota; Metazoa; Mollusca; Bivalvia; Venerida; Veneridae. The coding region runs from base 50 to 8878 and encodes 2942 amino acids.